CCCGCGGAGGGCCCCAGCUGCCACCAUGGAGGUGAACCAGCUCUCCAACACUGAGGAGCAGAUCCAGGAGCUGAAAACCAUCACGCGACUCCAGGAGCAAUGCCGGGCGCUGCAGCUGCAGUCGGUGAAGGAGAACACGGAGCGGAACCUGUCCACGCUGGCCGCCCUGCACGGGGACGUCCGCCGCCAGGCCCUUGAGUGGGCCCUGACCCAGAAAUCGGACCAGCGGAUCGUCUCCAAGGCCUGCGGGAAGAACCUGCCGCUGAAGCUGGCGCUCUCGCACAGCACCGUGGAGGUGGUGCGGGAGAAGCUCUGCAAGCUCGUGCUGGAGCGCGUGAACGCGCACAACGCGCUGCUGCACCUGGCGCGCCGGCGCGGGCGCACGCUGGAGCGGCUGCGGCGGGAGCUGGCGCGCGCGCGCGGCUACGGGCCCGCGUCCCGGGAGGCGCAGCGGCAGCUGCAGGCCAUCCGCCAGCUGGAGAACAGCAUCGAGAAGAAGCUGACGCUCAUCGCCGCCACGCAGCACGUCCGCCUGCUCUACGAGCGCCUGCGCGAGCACCUGCGGCGGAUGCUGUGUGGGUACCCCAAGCUGCUGGACAGGCUGCAGAGCAAAGUGACUGACUACUGUUUGGAGCUGACGGACAUGACGGCCAUGUCCCAGGAGGCCAUAAAAAUCACAGAUGGGGUGAAGAGGAACAUGAAGAAGAUGGAGACGACGUUCAUGGAGGAGCGCAGGGCCCGGGAGGAGCGCCUCAGCCAGCAGAAGCGGGUCAACGACAAGAUCCGUGCCAGGGACGUGAGCGAGAAGUUCCGCCGCCAGGGCCAGCAGGACAGACACUUCGCCUCCAGCCCGCUGAGCGCCAGCAGCCCACGGGUGAAGAGCAGAGAGCCCAGCAGGGUGGACAGCCAGUACCAGAACUCCGUGAGGAAGCUGGUGGAGCAGGUCAAGAGCUCCGUGCAGUGCUCACACCUCUGGGACAUCACUGGGCGCUUCCAGGCGCAGAGGCACACAGAGGAGAACCUGGAGGUGCAGAUGCGGGAGUGCACGGAGCGGCAGGCACAGCUGCAGGCCCUGGGGCAGCAGCUGGAGCUGGAGGAGAUGGCACUGAAGUUCCGCCAAGCCCCCUCCUUGGUCAGCUCCAAGUCGGCGGAGGGGAGGAUUCAGGUGAGACUGAGAGACGAGCAGGAGCGGCUGCAGCUGGCCCACGCCAGCAUGGUCAAGCGUCAGCAACUGCUGCUGACCAUGGAGAUGGGCGUCAACAACCUCUACUUCCGGCUGAUAGGAGCCACACUGCCUGAAGCCCAGAAGGCAGUGCUGCCUCCAAAGCCGCUGGGUAUGUUCGACAAGCUGGCGUACUGCGAGGAGAGGCUCGUGCAGCUGGCCAAGAGGACACAGAUGCUGACCAAGACAGAGGAGAUCAGCGCUAAGGUGAGGGAUGCCCUGGAGUCCUCCACGCUGAAGGAGAGACUCAACUACAGGAUUCGCUUCAAGGAGCUGGAGGACGAGGAAGACGUGAUAGAGACCUUAUUCAGCGAGGCGGACCAGAGCUACGUGCCUUCGCGGGCCGAGAUCAAGAACCAAGCGCAGGAGCUGAUAAGCGGCAGGCUUCGGGGGUCCAAAAAGAGGAGGUGACCUCUCCGGCCC
Molecule: messenger RNA, 1645 nt
Organism: Sorex fumeus (smoky shrew)
Lineage: Eukaryota; Metazoa; Chordata; Mammalia; Eulipotyphla; Soricidae
Gene: CCDC183
Product: coiled-coil domain containing 183
Exons: 14
Coding region: 26-1633 (535 amino acids)
Source: RefSeq, a predicted model, not a curated record